AUGGAUCUCGCGCCUGGUGUAGCGCCACAGUCCAGGUCCAACAGGGCUUCUGUCCAGACCACCAACACCAACGCCGACGCCCAGACCGACUCUACCUUGAGCCCCUACGCCUCCCCCACACGAUCGAGCUUCCAAGGUUAUGCUCUGGCUCCCAGGCCUCCUUCGCUCCCCUACGGACAGGGCCAGUAUCCUCCCGACGUCUUGGAGAAGCGCCGCCGACGUGCGAGCAAGAACAAAGAAGAGGACCGCGAGUACUCACACUCCGACGCCCGUACAUCAGCGCUCCCGCCUGCGCCAGAUGUGCCUAGGGCGUCCUCUUUAAACUACAGGCAUCCUUAUGGGAACGGCGGGCUACCUUACACCUACACCAAGGCUGCUGCCGAAGAGCCCGAUCUCCCUCUGAGUCCAGGCGUCAUGGACCCGGACUACUACCAUCCGGCGUCGGCAGACCGACCAACGCACUCCGACACAGUUGCAGGCUCAAGCUCGAACCGCCGGGUGAGCAGCGACAGCGCGGCGACUACAAGGAAUGGCAGUACGAGGGACCCCGUCAAUGGGCACCGAAAAUCAUCCUUGGGGAACGAGAUGGACCGCCGUAUGAUGGCCAACGCCCGAUCGCCUCUGCAGAAGCUUGAGCUCACGCUCGACAAUAUCACCAAGGAGGAAAAGAGAGCGCGAGUCGCGGCCGCCGAGCAACGCGCGCGGACGCGAGCAUCCCGGGACAGCAGAGAUCUUGGGCAGCAACCCGCGGUCCGCUUUAAGGAGGGAGAGGCUGAGGCUGAGCCCGAACUCGCCAGACCUCAGGUCUUGCCUGAUACAGUGCCGGUCCAGCCCGGCAUUGCGCCUCAAAGUGCGGGCAAGGAGAUGCCAAAGCGACAUGCAUCGCAGGCAGCGAAGACUGCGGCGCCAAAGAAACCUGUCACACGAUUCGCGCAAGAUACUGGUAUGCCGCAAAGGAACCUGAGCUUCCGUGAGCGAGCGGCUCGGGACGAGAUCAACUUGCCGAAUAGCAACGACCGUAAUAAUUCUCCCACGACCACGCCGACGAGCGGCUACUCGCUGGCUCGGAGCGGGAGCAACAAGUUGAAAAAGGAGCCCCCAAGCGACGCUGCUUACCAGCGGCGGGGCGACAAUGAGAAAAAAUCAGGACACGGUCCUCAUCGUGGGACGACCCAACCUCCAGAGCGCGUCUCAAGCCGAUCAGCUCGCAGUGGCCCAGAUGUCGAAAGGGAGUUCUGGAGAGGGACGGUGAUGAUUGUCACCCAGGACCAAGAUUCGUCUUACGACAUUGCCCCCACUCUGAGACUGUUUGUACAGCCGAUCGAGCUGCUACCCCCUCCGCCGUCCGAAGUCCGUGGAGAAAUCCCGCCUGAGUUCGUGGAUCCAAUCGCAGGGCAUCCGAAGUUAGGCCGUAAGGGGGAAACGUUGUAUGUUCGACCAGUCGACCAUCUCGAUGAAUCCAAGGAUCAUUCCCAGGAUGAGACUGAUCGGGGUCUGUUCGAGAAGACACGCAGUCCUCCUGACGUUACCCCCACUGACGGAUCGACCGACGCGCCAGGCUCCUUCGCAGCCCGCCGGAAGAGAACACCCGUUGAUGGAGAAAAGGUGGGCAAGUACAAAGAUGUGCGCGGGUACCGGCUGCAUGCCGAACGUGGCUAUACUUUCUGGCGCUUCAGCGUCGAGGUCGAGCUGCGGGACAAGGAGCAGCGAAUCGCGUACCGCAUUAACCGCGGCCCUGCCACCGGCUUCUGGAUUCCAGCCAAGAACCAGUCCAUGAACAUCAUGUUCCACAGCUGCAACGGCUUCUCGGUCUCCGUGACCCCAGAUGACCUCAGCGGACCAGAUCCUCUAUGGCGCGAUGUACUCAACAACCAUCAAAGCCGCCCGUUUCAUGUCAUGCUCGGUGGUGGCGAUCAGCUGUAUUGCGACGCUGUGAUGAGAAAGACAGAACUCUUCCAAGACUGGUUGAUGAUCCGCAAUCCGCUUCACAAGCACAAUGCGCCUUUUACCCCGGAUAUGCAGGAUGAGCUUGAGGGAUUCUACCUGGAGCGUUAUUGCACGUGGUUCUCUCAAGGUCUGUUUGGCCUGGCCAACUCGCAGAUUCCCAUGGUCAACAUGUAUGAUGAUCAUGAUAUCAUCGACGGAUUCGGCAGUUACCCACAUCACUUCAUGAGCUCACCAGUGUUUUCUGGCCUCGGUAACAUUGCGUUCAAGUACUAUAUGCUUUUCCAGCACCAGAGCAUCGUCGACGAGACCGAGGAGACGGAGCCAAGUUGGGCCAUUGGUGUGAGGCCAGGCCCAUAUAUCCAAGAGCAGAGCCGCAGCGUCUUCCUGCGGCUGGGGGCCAAGAUUGCGCUAUUGGCAGUAGACUGUCGGACUGAGAGGAUGCGGGAUCAGGUUGUGCGCGAGGAUACUUGGGACAAGCUGAUGGAUCGCUGCUACAAUGAGAUCGUCAAGGGCAAGACGGAACACCUGCUCGUCCUGCUGGGAGUGCCAAUCGCUUAUCCGCGGCUAGUGUGGCUCGAGAAUAUCUUGACCUCCCGUCUGCUGGAUCCCAUCAAGGCUCUUGGCAAGACUGGACUUUUCGGUAAUGUAUUCAAUAAGUUUGACGGUGGCGUCGAGGUCUUGGACGACUUGGACGACCACUGGACCGCAAAGAACCACAAGGAUGAGCGCAAGAUCAUCAUAGAGGACUUGCAGGACCUUGCCGCGGACAGAUCGGUUCGCAUUACGAUUCUCGGCGGUGACGUCCACUUGGCUGCGAUCGGGCAGUUCUACUCCAACCCGAAGCUUGAGCUGGCCAAGCACAAGGAUUUUCGCUACAUGCCAAAUGUCAUCUCUUCCGCUAUAGUCAAUACACCGCCGCCAGACCUGAUGGCAGACGUCCUCAACAAGCGCAACAAGGUGCACCAUCUCGACAAGGACACCGACGAGGACAUGAUCCCGAUGUUUGCCCAUGGGGUUGAAGGCAAGCCAAGAAACAACAAGAGGCUUCUCCCUCAUCGCAACUGGUGUUCUAUCCGGGAGUACACCCCAGGGCAAACUCCGCCAUCGACACCGCCUGAAUAUGCGUACGACGCAGAGUCCCCCGCCGACUCCGUAGUCCGCCGAGACACUGGGUUGUCCAAUCAAGGAGUGACUCGGCGGCUUUCUAAGAAAAACCGUGGGCCUGCCCACCGUGCCGAUGUAAUCGACUCGCGGCCGCCCAUUUCCGGAUCAGGCGGGGCUGGAAUUUUCAGGUCGUUGUCUUCGCGUGGUCGUCGGUCCACACCGGACGUGCCCGCCGGGGACAAGCGUCCAGGCACGAAGAAGAGGACUCUGUCGCUGACGCGUGGGGACUUCGGCGGUAUCUUCCGUCGCAGAAGCGAGUCCCGAAACCGCUCACAGCCGGAUGAUGGCGGCAUCAACGGAACGUGGGGCGAGAGCGAUCCCGAAGUCGUCGCUCGGGACCGAAAUCAGGGCGACGAGGGAUACGACUUUGAUUACGAGGACAACACCUAUGACCAGCGGAACAGAGGCCACGGAUUCCUGGGCAGCAUCGGUCUUAGGGGAGGCGGCGGCCCGGGGGGUGGAGGCUCUUAUGACGAAUUCUCAGAUGGCGACGACUCAUACUUCACUACGCGCGCGCCUCAAAACACGCGUGCAAGCCAACCUGGGGUCAAUAAGGCGGCGCGGGUCCUUGGGACCGAGGCACUGAAUGCUUCGCGUCGUCAUGGAAGUCAACACCAGCCUCGUCAGCCGCAGCAGCCGCAGCAGCAAGGUGUCGAGCGGCCGUUCGGGGUGACGACCAAGAUAUCGGGUCCGGGCCAGGAUGAUGAUGAUGAUGAUGAUGAUGAUGAGCACUUUCAGCCCAAGCCGUUCCAGCGCACGCCCACGGGCUUGUCUGCCAAGCAGGUGCGCAAGAGGGCCAAGUCCUUCGACGUCAACAUAGAGGGCGGACUUGACAUUUGCCUGAACGUGGAGGUCUCGGCGAAAGACCCCGCGGGCAUCACGGUUCCGUACCGCCUAUUAGUGCCCAGGCUCUGGUACGAUGCGAGCGACGGCGAUGAGGUGGAGAUGCCGGAACGCGGGAGAGGCAAGAGCAGAGACGAACAGCCUGGGCCGAUCAAGCGAUUCUUUAGUCUGAGUCGUGCGAGAGGCACGAGUGUCAAGCGAGGUGGGAGUGCGCAGCCAGGCCGACAGAGGCGAGAGGCCGGUGAUGACCACCAGCCUGUGGUGAGUGGUCCGGCCCCCGGGACCGCGAUAUAA
Messenger RNA from Diaporthe citri, 4248 nucleotides. RefSeq lists its product as uncharacterized. The record is from RefSeq and is a predicted model, not a curated record. The coding region runs from base 1 to 4248 and encodes 1415 amino acids. The transcript has 4 exons. Gene Ontology annotation, cellular component: membrane. NCBI's taxonomy places the organism in Eukaryota, Fungi, Ascomycota, Sordariomycetes, Diaporthales, Diaporthaceae.